AAUAGUUUUCUUCUAUGAUCUUUGUCUUGAUCGUUGUUAUUGAUAUCUUGGAAUUUGCACUCUUCAUAAAAUUGUAAUAUUUUCGGGAGGAUUCUGCUGAAAUACGACACUGAAGUGAUUUUAUGAUAAGUUAUUAAUCUUAACACUGAAAUUAGAAAUGGCUGAAGAGUUUGAUGUAGAGGCUAUGUUAGAGGCACCUUACAGAAAAGGAGAUGAUGGUUCAGCUGGAAGGAUCGCUCACGAAAAUGGGUCGUCAAACAGCCACAGGAGCUCUGGGAAGAACAAGCACCGCAGCAGAAGUCGCUCGCGUGACAAGAGUGGCAAGUCACGGCACCACGACCGCCACCGUGACAAGGACCGCCAUCGUGACAAGGAUCGCGAGCGAGACAAGGAGCGGGUUCGCGGCAAGGACAAGGAUCACCACAGCAGCCGUCGGGACCGCGACAAGGAUAAGGAGAAAGAACGCAAGAAGAGGAGCCUGUCACCGAUCGCCCUCCAGCGGCCAAAGUUCCCGCCUUUCCGGAAAGCUCCGUCCCCGUUAGCGUUCCGUGGAGGUCCCCCUGAGGAAUUAUCGCCGGAAGAGCGGGACGCUCGUACAGUUUUCUGUAUGCAGUUGUCUCAGAGGAUAAGAGCUCGUGAUCUAGAAGAGUUUUUCUCAUCAGUUGGAAAGGUGAGGGAUGUGAGACUAAUCACUUGUAACAAGACAAGGAGAUUUAAAGGAAUAUCAUAUGUUGAAUUCAAGGAUCCAGAUUCAGUUCCAUUGGCCCUGGGGCUGUCAGGUCAGAAAUUAUUGGGUAUUCCAAUAAUAGUACAGCAUACUCAAGCAGAGAAGAAUCGUGCUGGUAAUUCCAUGCCAAAUAUGAUUAUGCCUAAGGGAAAUACUGGCCCAAUGAGGCUUUACGUGGGUUCCCUGCAUUUCAACAUUACAGAGGAAAUGUUGAGAGGAAUUUUCGAACCAUUUGGGAAAAUAGACAACAUUCAGUUGAUAACAGAUCCUGAGACAGGUCGUUCCAAAGGCUAUGGAUUUCUUACAUUCCACAACUCUGAAGAUGCUAAAAAAGCUUUGGAACAACUUAAUGGAUUUGAGCUUGCUGGCCGGCCAAUGAAAGUUGGCCAUGUUACCGAGAGAUCGGACUCUGCUCAAGGUCCCUCUAUAUUGGAUUCUGAUGAACUUGACCGCACAGGCAUUGAUUUAGGUGCAACAGGCAGACUUCAGCUGAUGUUUAAAUUGGCAGAAGGUACAGGACUGCAAAUACCUCAAGCUGCAGCAACUGCCCUGAACCUUAAUCAAGUGGGAACCAUCCCAUUGCAACAAGUGACUCCGCCCAUUGCCACGCAGUGUUUCAUGUUGGCAAAUAUGUUUGACCCCCUCACAGAGACUAAUCCUACGUGGGAUGUGGAAAUACGUGAUGAUGUCAUUGAGGAGUGCAAUAAGCAUGGUGGAGUCCUGCAUGUGUACGUGGAUAAAGCCUCACCACAGGGCCAUGUAUAUGUCAAAUGUCCUUCUAUUGCAACUGCUGUGGCAGCUGUCAAUUCUUUGCAUGGAAGAUGGUUUGCAGGUCGUGUAAUAACUGCAGCGUACGUCCCAAUCAUCAACUAUCACAGCCUCUUUCCAGAUGCAAUGACUGCGCUGCACCUCCUAAUGCCAUCGGCGACCAGAAGAGGACUUUGAGAUGGGGUAGUGGGAAGGUGAACUGACUUGAACACUGUGUGUGCGCCUUCACUGUUCAUUCACAUUGUAUAUUAAGUCUGAUUACUUAUCGUGACAGGCUUGAUAAUUUACUAGUGAGACUUUGUUUCUGUUAAUAUCUUGCAUCAAGAUUUGACAGUACCAUUUAUAGUGAUAAGUCUAUCGGAUGUACAUUAAAUCUCUAGUUGUCUGUUUUUAUUAGUUAAUUAUGCUGAAUACAUUGUGUUCUACUUGUUUUUGUACAGUUAAAUGUAAUAAAAGCAUACAAGGUG
Molecule: messenger RNA, 1962 nt
Organism: Bacillus rossius redtenbacheri
Lineage: Eukaryota; Metazoa; Arthropoda; Insecta; Phasmatodea; Bacillidae
Gene: Caper
Product: RNA-binding protein 39
Exons: 11
Coding region: 158-1672 (504 amino acids)
Biological process (GO): mRNA processing
Cellular component (GO): nucleus
Molecular function (GO): U1 snRNP binding; RNA binding
Source: RefSeq, a predicted model, not a curated record